Messenger RNA from Musca domestica (house fly), 947 nucleotides. Its product is annotated as alpha-tocopherol transfer protein-like. Gene Ontology annotation, cellular component: membrane. The transcript has 3 exons. Lineage: Eukaryota; Metazoa; Arthropoda; Insecta; Diptera; Muscidae. Gene Ontology annotation, molecular function: phosphatidylinositol bisphosphate binding. Bases 18 to 947 code for a protein of 309 amino acids. The record is from RefSeq and is a predicted model, not a curated record.
CAACAACACUACCCAAAAUGCUGAACAUCAAACCUUUGAGUAAGCCUUUACAAAAAAUCGCUCAACUCGAAUUGGGAGAAAUUCCCGAUCGAAUACCAACAGACUUGGAAAACUUUAAGCAGUGGAUUGGACAACAACCCCAUCUGAGGACCUGUCAGGAUGAUCAAUUUCUCAUACAAUUUCUACGGGGUUGUAAAUACAGCCAGGAAAGGGCAAAAGAGAAGCUGGAUCGUUACUAUAGUCUCAUGACAAAAUAUCCUGAAAUAUUUUCUGUAACAGAUGUGGAUGAGGCCAUUUUUCGCAAGCAUCACAAUGUGGGAUCCCUCUUACCCCUGCCGUUACCUCUCAAUGACUCCGGUCCACGCAUAAUGCUGUUUCGAUUCAAUUAUUCCCCCAAAACAGUGAACAUCGAAACCGUUUUCCGUUCCAUUAAUGCCAUACCCCAAGUGCUAAUGAUGGACGAUCCCCAUGCCUGUAUUUGUGGUACAAUAUAUCUUGUGGAUAUGUCCCAAGUUACGGCGGGACAUUUGCUGCAAUUAACACCCCCAUUUAUAAAGAAAAUUGUCACCUAUUACGAGAACACUUUGCCACUGCGUGUCAAGGCUAUUUAUUGUCUAAAUAUCACAAAAUUAACCGAACAGCUGCUGAAAUUGAUUUUAUCCUUUAUGAGCGAGAAGCUGAGGAGGAGGGUCUUCAUUUGUGGCAAAGAUUUUCAAAGUCUCUAUGCCACCAUGCCGCAAAAAUAUUUUCCCCAAGAAUAUGGUGGGCUAAAUGGUCAGCUGGAUAAAAUAUCCUCGGAAUUUAAUAAAAAAUGGGAUGAAUAUCGCACAUAUUUUCAAAACAAUGUCAACUAUGGAACCAUUGAAGCUCUACGUCCAGGAAAUCCAAUUGAUUUUGAUGAUAUGUUCGGAUUGGGUGGCUCUUUUAGGAAACUAGAUGUGGAUUGA